Molecule: messenger RNA, 2157 nt
Organism: Boeremia exigua
Lineage: Eukaryota; Fungi; Ascomycota; Dothideomycetes; Pleosporales; Didymellaceae
Product: dipeptidyl-peptidase-like protein V precursor
Exons: 4
Coding region: 1-2157 (718 amino acids)
Biological process (GO): proteolysis
Molecular function (GO): serine-type endopeptidase activity
Source: RefSeq, a predicted model, not a curated record
AUGGCGAUACGGUCGACAAUGCUGGCCGCCGGCCUUCUCCUUGGCUCCGCACAAGCUUUGACUAUCGAGGGCAUGCUUGCUGCGCCGCGCAGGAGCACUGGUAGUCUGAGUCCAAAAGGCGACCGAGCACUCUUCACGUCAACCAGCUACAACUGGACGACGGCCAAGGCCACGACAGGCUGGUACUUCCUUGAUACCGAGAGUGGUAACACAACAAAGGCGCCAUUCGGAAGUGAGGUCUCCGAGGUUGUCUGGAUUGGCGAGACUGAAGAUAGCAUUUUGUACUUGAACUCUAGCAACGCAGAGAUUCCUGGUGGUGUGACACUAUACACAGCUGAUCUUAGUGGCGAGUUCAACCCCUCGUUGGUUGCAUCUCUCAAUGCACCUUUUGGGGGCCUCAAGGCUGCAAAGACUGCUGAUGGGUCUCUCAACUUUGUACUGAACACCCUUGCAUACUGGGGCAACGGCUCUGCGUACAACCCAGAGCUUGUCACUAAGCCCAAGUCGGCGGGACAGCUUUAUGAUGCAAACUUUGUGCGUCAUUGGAACUACUACAUUACCGAGCAGCGAUACGCCGUCUUCGGCGGUAGCCUUGCUAAGGGUAACGGAAGCUACUCCUUCGAUGGAAAGAUUACCAACCUGCUGAAGGGCAUCAACUCUACCAUCACUCACCCAGAGAGCCCCGUUCAAGGAUCUUCGAGCGACCCGGGUGAUUACGAGCUUUCGCCCGAUGGUAGCAAGGUAGCCUUCCGCAGCAAGUCUCCACAUCUUCCCAAGGCCAACUACACGGCGAGCUACAUCUACGUUGUGCCUCAUGAUGGCUCCGAGGUUGCUGUGGCUAUCAACGGUCCUGGCACAACCGCACCCGAGACUGCUCAGGGCGCUUCAGGCUACCCUGUUUGGUCGCACGACAGCAAGAAACUGGCAUAUGGCCAGCAAGACGGUAUUGACUACGAGUCCGAUCGCUUCAAGCUCUAUGUUGCAGACAUUGAUGGCUUGAACUCCGAGGUUCACACAGUUGCAGAGGAUUGGGACUCAUCCCCCUCCGGACUCAAAUGGAGUCCCGACGAUACUGAUCUCUGGGUCGUUUCUGAGCUCCACGCUGCGAACCGCCUCUGGGUUGUUCCUCAUGAUGCUCCUGCUGACUUCAAGCCCGUGAACUUCACUGGGCCUGACUCAGUUCUAUCCGACUUUGAUAUCCACCCAGAUGGUUCUGCAUUCGUCUCGGCUGCUGCGUCGUGGUCAAGUCGUAUAUUCUACAAGCAGUCCCCAGGACAAGACAAGGAGAUUGUUUUCACUGCCAACAAGGUCGAUCCCGAGCUCGCUGGUCUGCUCCCAAACUCGACCUCCAACUUCUGGGUUGAGAACGAGGACGGCGACCAGGUGCAGUCUUUUGUCUUUUACCCCACUGACUUUAAUCCCGAGGAGAAGUACCCGUUGAUGUUCAUCAUCCACGGUGGUCCUCAAUCAACCCAGGGUGAUAACUGGAGCGUGCGUUGGAACCUCCGUCUUUGGGCCGACCAAGGCUUCGUAGUCGUUGCGACCCAGUUUACCGGCUCUCCAUCUUACAGCCAAGCUUUCACAGACAAGAUCCAAGCAAACUGGGGAGGCUCGCCCUACAACGAUCUAGUCACCGUCUUCGAGCACAUCAAGGCCAACAUCUCCUACAUUGACACCGACCGUGCCAUCGCUGGCGGAGCUUCGUUCGGCUGUUUCAUGACCAACUACAUCCAGGGACAUGCUCUGGGUCGUGAAUUCAAGGCGCUCGUCUGUCACGAUGGCAAAGUCAACCAGGUCGCCAGCUACUCGACGGAUGAGCUGUGGUUCAUCCAGCGUGAUAACAAUGGCACUAUCUGGAACGAUCGCGCCAACUACGAGAAGUGGGAUCCGAUCAUCUACUCGGCAAACUUCAGUACACCCGAGUUCAUUAUCCAUAAUGAUCUUGAUUAUCGCGUGCUGAUUUCGGAGGGCUUGCAGACUUUCAACAUCCUACAAAGCCUUGGUGUGCCCAGUCGUUUCUUGCAUUUCCCUGAUGAGGGACAUUGGGUCACAAAGAGGGAUAACAGUGUUCUGUGGCACAAGAGCAUCUUCAACUGGAUCAGGUACUAUGCUGGCCUGGAUGAGGAGCUCAUUCAGGAAGGCGUUAUCCACCAGUAG